Molecule: messenger RNA, 825 nt
Organism: Boleophthalmus pectinirostris (great blue-spotted mudskipper)
Lineage: Eukaryota; Metazoa; Chordata; Actinopteri; Gobiiformes; Gobiidae
Gene: ltc4s
Product: leukotriene C4 synthase
Exons: 6
Coding region: 1-672 (223 amino acids)
Biological process (GO): leukotriene biosynthetic process
Cellular component (GO): nuclear envelope; endoplasmic reticulum; membrane
Molecular function (GO): glutathione peroxidase activity; leukotriene-C4 synthase activity; enzyme activator activity
Source: RefSeq, a predicted model, not a curated record
AUGCUGAUGGAGCGAGUCUUAUUUCCUCAGGCAGAUCGUUCUAAAGCCGAGGUGCCCGUGCUGAAAAGACGGCGACAGACUGGCUGCAGCACUGACACAGUAUUUGCCGGCCCUUUGACUCCGCCCCCUGUGUAUCAUUCACUCUGGCCCCUCAGUCCAGGUUUAGUCCAGUUUUUAGUUCCCGUUAAGACCUGGUCCAGUCCUGGUUCAGUCCUGGAUUUCCAAAUGGAGCCAGUUUUUCUUGGAGCUGUUACAAUCCUGGGUUUGCUUGAACAAGCGUACUUCUCCAUGCAGGUGAUAUACGCUCGAAGGAAGUACUCUGUGUCCCCCCCUUCCACCUCCGGACCCCCAGAGUUUAACCGGAUAUACAGAGCCCAAGCCAACUGUUCUGAGUACUUCCCCCUGUUCAUCACGGCUCUGUGGUCCAGUGGAUUAUUUUUUAACGAAGGACUGUCGUCUGUGUGUGGGGUACUAUAUCUGUAUGGAAGACUGCAGUACUUCUGGGGAUACGCCUCUUCUCCUCAGGGGAGAUUGGAUCCCAUGUACUUCUGUGCUAAAGUUCUCUGGACUCUGAUUGGCUGCUCGGCUCUGGGCGUUGUUCAGUGUUUCUUCAGAAUCUACCUGGACAUGGACCUGCUUCAUAUCACACUCACCGCUCUGGGAUUUUACUGACGCGAAACAGCCGCACUCCACGGACACGGAAGGGCAUCUGGUUCAAAAAUGCCCUGACUCGCUGGUGUUUUUCUCUGAGCACAUUUUCUCAUUGGUUGUUUUUUUUUUUACCUGUAUUUGUUUGUAAAAGUUUCUUGGUUUGGUUGGAUACUG